AAUCCCCAUGCUUUGAAAUGUUUCUCCUAUGACCAUCACAUAACCAACCACAUUCAAAGCGAAAUAAAUAUGGAUUCUUCAUCUUCUUCCUGUGUUUCUCAAGAAAACUCAUUCAAUUACCCUAAUAACCAAGCUCUUCCCUUCAAUGAAAACGACUCACAGGAGAUGCUUCUCUUCGGACUCCUAAACGAAGCCACGGCGAGUUCGAGAGACGAUCACGAAGUGAGCUCGAAAGCGAAGGAAGAGGAGUCGACCAGGGAGGUUUCUUACAGAGGCGUGAGGAGGAGGCCAUGGGGGAAAUACGCAGCUGAAAUAAGGGAUUCGACGAGGAAUGGUGUUAGGGUUUGGCUUGGAACCUUUGAUACAGCCGAGGCUGCUGCUUUAGCGUAUGAUCAAGCUGCAUUGGCAAUGCGAGGUUCCAUGGCUAUACUCAAUUUCCCGAUUGACAAAGUCUACGAAUCGCUUCAAGAAAUGAACUAUAGAUUCGAACAAGGGUGUUCGCCUGUUUUAACGAUGAAGAAAAGACACUCAUUGAAGACCAGAAAAGAGAUGACGAUGACGAUGAAGAAGGUGAAGAAAGAGAAGGAGAUUAUGAAGAUGGAAAAUGUGGUGGUGUUUGAGGAUUUGGGUAUUGAUUACUUGGAGGAACUUCUUAGCAUUUCCGAGAGUUCUACUCUCUGGUAAAUUACUUCCACUAAUUAACAUUUUUU
Hibiscus syriacus is the source of this 710-nucleotide messenger RNA. Its product is annotated as ethylene-response factor C3-like. The record is from RefSeq and is a predicted model, not a curated record. Gene Ontology annotation, molecular function: DNA binding; DNA-binding transcription factor activity. Gene Ontology annotation, biological process: ethylene-activated signaling pathway; regulation of DNA-templated transcription. The annotation marks the transcript as partial. The transcript has a single exon. Lineage: Eukaryota; Viridiplantae; Streptophyta; Magnoliopsida; Malvales; Malvaceae.